Molecule: messenger RNA, 1969 nt
Organism: Bombyx mandarina (wild silkworm)
Lineage: Eukaryota; Metazoa; Arthropoda; Insecta; Lepidoptera; Bombycidae
Gene: serp
Product: chitin deacetylase-like protein serp
Biological process (GO): carbohydrate metabolic process
Cellular component (GO): extracellular region
Molecular function (GO): hydrolase activity, acting on carbon-nitrogen (but not peptide) bonds; chitin binding; protein binding
Source: RefSeq, a predicted model, not a curated record
GCGCAGAUUGAGGCCAGUAUUUAACCGCACGACGGCCGCGCAACGACCUGUUGUGAUCCCGUCAUGGCGCGCUACGCCCGUGUCGCUACUCUGGCCGCGUGCCUCUUGUUCGCCUGCGCGCUUGCUGAUGGUCACCGAUGGCGGCGACAAGCUGACGAGACGGCAAAGAAAGAUGAAAGCUUGGAACAAGAACUAUGCAAGGACAAGGACGCCGGCGAAUGGUUCCGGCUGGUGGCCGGCGAGGGCGACAACUGUCGCGACGUCAUCCAGUGUACUGCCUCGGGAAUACAAGCUAUACGUUGCCCGGCCGGUUUGUUCUUCGAUAUUGAGAAACAGACCUGCGAUUGGAAAGAUGCUGUGAAAAAUUGUAAGCUCAAGAACAAGGAGCGUAAAAUAAAGCCUCUCUUGUACACUGAAGAACCACUCUGUCAAGACGGCUUCCUCGCUUGCGGCGACUCUACUUGCAUUGAACGCGGUCUUUUCUGUAACGGCGAAAAGGACUGUGGCGAUGGAUCUGAUGAAAAUUCUUGUGAUAUUGACAACGACCCAAAUAGAGCUCCGCCAUGCGAUUCCUCGCAGUGUGUCCUUCCUGACUGCUUCUGCUCCGAGGACGGCACAGUGAUCCCCGGCGACUUACCCGCCAGAGAUGUCCCUCAAAUGAUCACUAUCACCUUCGAUGAUGCGAUUAACAAUAACAACAUUGAAUUGUACAAAGAGAUAUUUAACGGCAAGCGCAAAAACCCGAACGGUUGCGAUAUCAAAGCCACUUAUUUUGUCUCGCACAAGUACACUAACUAUUCUGCCGUCCAAGAAACUCACCGCAAGGGUCACGAAAUCGCAGUUCAUUCUAUUACGCACAAUGACGAUGAACGUUUUUGGAGCAACGCUACUGUCGAUGAUUGGGGCAAGGAAAUGGCCGGUAUGAGAGUUAUUAUUGAAAAAUACUCUAACAUUACUGACAACAGCGUUGUAGGAGUUCGCGCACCUUAUCUACGUGUAGGUGGCAAUAAUCAGUUCACCAUGAUGGAAGAACAGGCAUUCUUAUACGACAGCACUAUUACAGCACCUUUAUCAAACCCCCCUCUUUGGCCUUACACCAUGUACUUUAGGAUGCCCCACCGAUGCCACGGAAACCUUCAGAGUUGCCCAACCAGGAGCCACGCAGUAUGGGAAAUGGUAAUGAACGAGCUUGACAGACGUGAGGACCCAAGCAACGACGAAUAUUUACCCGGAUGUGCCAUGGUAGAUUCUUGCUCUAACAUUCUUACCGGUGAUCAAUUUUAUAACUUCCUCAACCACAACUUUGACCGUCAUUACGAACAGAACCGAGCACCUUUAGGACUUUAUUUCCAUGCAGCUUGGUUGAAAAACAACCCUGAAUUUUUGGAAGCUUUCUUGUAUUGGAUAGACGAGAUCCUUCAAAGCCACAACGACGUUUACUUCGUUACCAUGACACAAGUGAUCCAAUGGGUACAAAACCCACGUACCGUGACUGAAGCCAAGAACUUCGAGCCGUGGAGAGAAAAGUGCUCCGUCGAAGGAAACCCUGCAUGCUGGGUACCUCAUUCCUGCAAGCUCACUUCAAAGGAAGUUCCUGGAGAAACCAUCAAUUUACAAACUUGUUUGAGAUGCCCAGUCAACUACCCCUGGUUAAACGACCCCACGGGCGAUGGCCACUAUUAAGGAGCCAUGAUCUCGAGCCCCACGUGCUCUAUUAGUUGAUAUUGAUUUGGUGUAGUAGUUGCUCGAAAUACAUAAUAGUAGGUAAUGUAACUAAAGCAAUUUUAUCUGACGAAUAUGUUUUCGAGUAAGUUCAAAGUGUACCGGGUCAUAAUCCCGCCCGUAGUCUAAGUACCUAUCCUAUUGUAUGUAAUAUAGGCUCACAUGAAUAUUUAAUAGGUCUGUUUUAUACUUUAUGUGAUUUUCUACUGUAAGUCUGUUUAAUAAAUUAAAAAUACAAAACAAAUUA